AUGGCAGCCAUCGUCGCGACGCCCGGCCCGCUGGAGCAGAUCGGCAAAUUGAAGGGGCCCCAGUUCGGCAGCAAGGGCGUCGCCUGCCUCGCGACGGACGGCGUGAAAAUCUACGCGGGCUGCCGCGACCACGCGAUCCGCGUCUACGACGCACAGACGCAUAAAUUACUGUACGCGCUCGGCGCGCCGGCGGGGCCGCUCGACGUCGCGCGCGAGGGCCACGUCGGCUGCGUGACCUGUCUUAAAUUAUGUGGACGGAGGCUCUUUUCCGGCGGCGGCGACCGGACGCUCCGGGCCUGGGAUUUGAAAGAUCGGGGCCCGCUGCGCAAGGUCGGCGAGCACGGCGCGAUCGUCACGGCGCUGGCCGUCGCCGGCGCGACGCUGUGCUCGGCCGACGCGGACGGCUUCGUCGGGCUCUGGGACCUCGAGACGCUCGAGGCCGCCGGCGAGCUCGAGGCCAAGCCGUCGAUCUACGCGCUCGCCGUCGUCGGGCCGGUCCUCUUCGCGGCGCGCGGCGACGGCGAGGCCGUCGUCGCGUGGGACGUGUCAACCAAAGCGCGGGCGGACGCGCCGCCGUACGCCGCCGAGAGCCUGCUCGCGGUCGGCAAGAAACUCUACCUGGGACGCGACGACGGCUCAAUCAGCGUCUGGGACGCGGCGCGGGCGACGCCGCUGCCGGCGGCGGCGCUCGAACACGGCCACGACGGCUGCGUCACCGCGCUCGCGUCGAUGGCGGGCGUCGUCGUGUCCGGCGGCGAGGACGGCGCCGUCGUCUGCUGGGACGCGGCCGCGCGGACGCGGCGGUGGGCGACGCGGCCGCGCGAGGGCGCCGUCAACGGCGCCGACGCGAUCGUGGCGGACGACUCCGGGUGCCUCUUCAGCGCGUCGCCGAUGGCGCCGCACGUCCAGGUCUGGCGGCGGGCGGAACCGGGCGUUCGGAGUUCCGCUGCCCCGGAGCCCUCUCAAGUAGAACCGGAGCCUGAGGACUCGCUCUUCGCGGAGCUCGAGGUCAACCGGCGCAAGGACGCGGCGCGGCGGCGCGGGGUAAGUUGAGAGCUGUGGUCGACCUGCUUUGUGGGUG
Molecule: messenger RNA, 1081 nt
Organism: Pelagomonas calceolata
Lineage: Eukaryota; Pelagophyceae; Pelagomonadales; Pelagomonadaceae
Source: the annotation of a GenBank genome assembly